AUGUCCGCAGCGCCCGCUCUCCAAGCCCGCUUGAAGGAACUUUCCACAACACUCGGCCAGAUUCAACCUCUAAUUGACCGAUUGCGCAACUUUACGGCUUCCAUCGGGCAAGGCGAUGAAGCGCGCCUGGAGCUCGGAGCAGAAAUACAUUCGCAGCUGAAAGAUGCUGAGGGUGAAUUGGAGCUCUUGCGCGGGGACAUUGAUGCGCUAGAUAAUGGCUCGGAGGGGAGGAGGAAAUCCUCCACUAAUGGAGGGGAGAAAGAGGCUGAGAAGGAGCGGGUGGUUGCGAUGGCGGGGCGAUUGGCGGAUGAUUUGAAGAGAACUCGGGGAGAUUUUCGAAACGCUCAAUUACAGGCCAAGCGGAAUGCUGAGCUUGCAAAGCGCAAGGAGCGUGAGUUAUUGUUGUCGAGGUCGCAAGAUUCAUCUGAGAAGCGGAAUCCUUCAGCGAAGUUUACGCAGGAUGAUUUGGUGUUGAAUGCUUCGAAUGAUGUGACCGCUGCUCUGCGCAGGACCCAUCACUUGAUGCAGGCUGAGCUGUCUCGGAGCCAGUUUGCUCAUGAGACACUUGAACAAUCAACGGCCGCCAUAUCUUCCCUGUCAGAGUCCUACACCAGCCUUGAUACGCUCCUCGCAAACUCUCGCAGCCUCGCAAAUUCUCUCCUCCGUUCUCAAAAAUCCGAUACAUGGUACCUCGAGACGGCGUUCUAUAUUCUCGUCGGAACUAUCUCUUGGCUAGUUUUCCGCCGUGUUCUCUACGGUCCCAUGUGGUGGCUCGUUUGGCUUCCGUUCAAAUUCGCCAUGCGCUUCGUUUUCGCUAUCCUGGGAGCCGUCGGAAUAUCAAAGGGGUCCAAUGAACUUGCUUCUAGCUCAGUUGCUAGCGAUAUAACUGCGACCAUCCAACAGGCUGCUACUGCCGUGACAAGGGCAGCCGUCUCGAGUGGUGAUGCAUGGGAGAAUGAGACACCUGAUGAAGCCCAGCAGGAUCGUAUCAUUGAUAAGAUUGGGCGCAUGGUCGAGGAUGGACAGUGGGAUGGAACCAAUAUUGAUGAUAUCUCGGCUGAAGAGAUGGAAAGGCAAGAUGAGAUACCUCGCAACCCGAAGAAGCGUAUGUAUGAGGAGCAAGUUGUGCGGGAUGAGCUCUAG
Molecule: messenger RNA, 1143 nt
Organism: Penicillium brasilianum
Lineage: Eukaryota; Fungi; Ascomycota; Eurotiomycetes; Eurotiales; Aspergillaceae
Source: the annotation of a GenBank genome assembly